AAAAAAUCCGAACGUCAUUAAAAGCUGCAUGGUCCAUCUAAACUCAUCAUUUUCCCGACAAUCUCCCAUGACCGCAAAACCCGCCGACUUUCUCUCUUCUACUCUCUCACUCUGCGUCUGAGCUCCAUCUCUCUCUCUCUCUUCAAAUGGCCUUCUCCUCUUCAACGCCGCUCUCUACUCCCUCCCCUUCUCCAGCGAUGCCAUGGCGGCUCCGAACUCUCUCCGUUGGAAAUCUCCCAAUCCUUUCCCGUUUCCAUUCAUUUACGGCACUCUCUCAGAAAUCCCGAUCCUCUCUUAUUCACUUUGGUCGGAAUCCGCGAAUCUUGCUCAAUCCCAAGCUCAACCUCGUCAAUGGCGGUGAUUUCAUCGCUCAGGCUUCUAGUUCGGGCCCUAACUCGCCUCCUCCUUCGCCGUCUUCCUUCGCGACCGCUCAGCAAAUCCUGUUCGGCUCCGCGCUGACCGUGGCCUUCGCCGUCGCGAAUCGCGUGCUCUACAAGCUCGCGCUCGUCCCGAUGAAGGAGUACCCUUUCUUCUUGGCUCAGUUCACGACUUUUGGGUAUGUGGUGGUGUAUUUUCUGAUAUUGUAUAUGAGAUACAAUGAAGGGAUUGUUACCGACGAAAUGAUUGACCAACCGAAGAGGCUCUUUGUGGCUAUUGGGGCUUUGGAAGCUCUUGGAGUGGCUUUGGGAAUGGCUUCUGCAGCCAUGCUGCCUGGACCAGCCAUUCCCAUAUUGAAUCAGACUUUUUUAGUAUGGCAGCUGUUCUUUUCCGUCCUUAUUUUGGGAAGAACAUACACAGUCCGUCAGAUAGCUGGCUGCUUGCUAGUAGCAACUGGGGUAGCUGUGGCCGUCACAAGUGGUUCUAAUGCUGAUCAGAUGCUAUCUGGAGUUGAGUUUGUAUGGCCAGCAUUGAUGAUUGCUUCAUGUGCUUUUCAAGCUGGUGCAUCCAUUAUCAAGGAAUUUGUCUUUAUAGAUGCUGCUGCUCGCCUUAAGGACAAGUCGCUUGACAUAUUUGUUGUCAAUUCUUUUGGAUCUGGAUAUCAGGCUCUUUUUGUACUUCUCUUUCUACCUUUAUUAUCAAGCAUGAAAGGCAUACCAUUUGCCCAACUUCCUUCUUAUCUAGAAAGUGGUGUUGGCUGCUUUCUGAACGUUGGAACCAAUACAUCAGGUUGUGACGGUUCUCCAUUGCUCCCACUGCUUUACAUAGCUACAAACCUCAUGUUCAACAUAUCAGUGCUCAAUCUAGUGAAGACUUCAUCUGCAGUUGUUUCUUCUCUUGCCGUUAUGUUAUCAGUGCCGAUUUCAAUUUAUAUCCUUUCCAUUCCGUUGCCAUAUCUGCCAGAGGGUUCAACUUUGAGCCCCUAUUUUCUAUUUGGCAGUUUGAUUCUUGUCUUGGGUCUCAUUCUCUACACGUUACCCCAAGCUUCAAAGCGACACUGAGAAUUAUUUGGUUGAUAUUGUCGGCGUAUUUUUGUAACAUGUCGUGCCUCAUGGCAAAGAACAUUCUUUCUU
Molecule: messenger RNA, 1511 nt
Organism: Morus notabilis
Lineage: Eukaryota; Viridiplantae; Streptophyta; Magnoliopsida; Rosales; Moraceae
Product: protein CLT2, chloroplastic
Exons: 10
Coding region: 147-1439 (430 amino acids)
Source: RefSeq, a predicted model, not a curated record